AUGUCAAAUAGUAGAGAUGAGAAAGUGGGUAAAGGAGUGGGAGUGGGGUGUGGAGUGGGAGUAUGGGAUGAAGAGAGAGAGAAGAGGAAAGGAGGAAAAAUGAGGGAAGAAAAAUCAAAGAGAGAAAAAAGAGCAAAGAGAAAUGAAGCGAAUGGAAAGGCGAUUUAA
This is a messenger RNA of Dentiscutata erythropus, 168 nucleotides long. NCBI's taxonomy places the organism in Eukaryota, Fungi, Glomeromycota, Glomeromycetes, Diversisporales, Gigasporaceae. The record is from the annotation of a GenBank genome assembly.